AUGAUCAACACAGAGGCAAGCAACUUCAGCACCGUAUACACCGUGAUGAAACUUGUGCAAAACAUUUGUGAUACAAUGGGACAGUGCGAAUCAGUUAUCACUUUUGAUCUGGCCCUCUAUGCAAAAGCCGAGCAGUUACAGAUGAAAUACACAGGGGAGUUUAAAAACACUGUUAUCAGAAUGGGCAGCUUUCACAUUGCCUUAAACUACCUGUCUCUCUUUAGAAGAAAGUAUGCAAAUUCAGGCUUGGAAGACCUGCUGAUUGAAUCUGGGGCAUCUAGGCAGCUGUUACCACCUCCGUUUUGA
This is a messenger RNA of Porites lobata, 306 nucleotides long. The record is from the annotation of a GenBank genome assembly. Lineage: Eukaryota; Metazoa; Cnidaria; Anthozoa; Scleractinia; Poritidae.